Molecule: messenger RNA, 3508 nt
Organism: Eruca vesicaria subsp. sativa (arugula)
Lineage: Eukaryota; Viridiplantae; Streptophyta; Magnoliopsida; Brassicales; Brassicaceae
Source: the annotation of a GenBank genome assembly
AUCCUUUCAGUUAUCACUUUAUAUAUAUACACAGAUUUGUGAUCUGCAAUCGCGGUUGUGAUAUCAAUGACAGAACCAGAAAGAUUAGGAGGAAUCUCUCUGAGUUUUCCUGCGAACGAAGAUGAUACCGCUAUGGCCUCAUCUCCAAAGACUCUUCCCCGGAGGCUCCGCCGCCGUCUUCUCGAGCCGAAAAGCCCCGUCUCCGCCGAGGAGAUCGAUUCCAAACUCAGAGAUGCUGAUCUCCGUCGUCAGCAUUACUAUGAAUCACUGUCGACCAAGGCACGGCCUAAGACGAGAAGCCCGAGAUCGGCACCUAUAGAGGAACUUAGUCAAAGACUCGAAUCAAAGCUUAAUGCUGCUGAACAAAAGAGGUUGAGCAUUCUGGAGAAAGAUUUAGCUCGUUUAGCGAAGCUAGAUGAAGCAAGACAAGCUGCAAAGAACGGACUUGUGCAAAGAGUUGAGAAGCAGCGCGAUGAGUUGGAGAUAAAGGUUGAAGAAAGGGUUCAAAAAGCUGAGAAUAAUAGGAUGCUUCUGUUUAAAGCCAUGGCGCAAAGGAGAGCGGCAAAGAGACAGCGUGCUGCGCAGAGCUUGAUGCAGAGAGCAAUUCAGGAGAAUAGGUACAAGGAAAGUGUGCGUGCGGCUAUUUAUCAGAAAAGGGCAGCUGCAGAGAGUAAACGGAUGGGGAUUCUUGAAGCGGAGAGGAGGAGAGCCAACACGAGGUUGAGACAGGUUUUUGGAGCUGCUAGUUCUGUGCAGAGUCAAAAGGAAGCUGAAAGAAGGAAAAUGAAGGAUCGUUUAGAAGAACGACUUCAAAGGGCCAAGAAGCUGAAAGCACAGUAUCUGAGGCGGAGGAGAGGCGUUGACAGUGCACGUCAGAGAUCAGAAACAAUGCGAAAGAAGCAAGAACAUCUCGUCAGGAUGUUAGAAAGAUGCUGGAAGAGAUUUGCAAAGCACAAUAAAUCUACUAUUGUCUUGGCUAGAGCCUAUCGUGAUCUGGGGAUUGAUGCAAAGUCGAUUGAGAUAGUGCCGUUUGAGCAGUUGGCCAUUCAGAUGAACUCUCUUACUGUAAUUCGAACAGUGAAAGAGCUGCUUGAUCGUUUGGAGAUCAGACUCACUCUAUCUCAGGGAUCUACUGUGAAGAAUAUUAAUCAUCUUCUUAAGCAUAUCUUUCCACCAGCUCGAAGAGGUAACUCGCCUAGUUCUGUGACUCCAAGCGAGCAAAGGUCACCUAAUUUCAAUAAGAUGGGACAUGAAAAACUCAAAAAGAUUGCAAGAUACCCAGCUAGAAUAUUUCUCUGUGCCUACAUGAUCAAACAACAUCCAGAUGCAAUUUUUAGAGGAAGAGGUGAAAAUGAAAUUGCGUUGGUGGAUUCUGCAGCCUCUCUUAUUCGAGAGUUUGAAUUGUUGGUGAAGAUUAUAUUGGAAGGACUGGGCGACAAUGUAUCUCUGUUAACUCCAGGUCCCAAAAAGUUCAGAUCUCAGUUAGAAGCAUUUGAUAAAACUUGGUGCUCUUACCUGAAAGGAUUUGUAGUUUGGAAGAUUAACGAUGCUAAGCUCUUAGAAAACGAGUUAGACAGUACUCAAAAGCCAGAGCUGUCUGAGGGGUCCAAACACAAUUUUCUAAAUCAUAAGCCGCUGAAGGUAUCGUCUCCAACUGGUCGGGCCAUACUGACUGGAACUGAAGGUGGUGGAGCAGGAGAAUUUAAAGAAUCUGCAGAUUCGCUUCGUCAAUCUUCAUCUUCUCCUGGAUCAUCAAGUUCUUCUCCGUAUUUGAACUCUGGAAUUGAGGUCAUUUCUCCUCCAAAUGUGACAGGCUUAGAUGCAACAUUGGCUAGUGAGAACGAAGUAAUCGUAAAUGAAAUUGUGCAUGAAAAUAGCAGUACUUUCGCUGAUAGCUUCGAUGCUGGCACUGCGGAUACAAGCAACCUUCAGGUGAAGGUUAAGGAGACAAUGGAAAAGGCGUUCUGGGAUGGCGUCAUGGAGUCCAUGAAACAGUCACAGCCAGAUUUCAGCUGGGUAAUUAAACUCAUGAACGAAGUUAGGGAUGAACUCUGUGAGAUAUCUCCCAAAGAUUGGAGUCAAGAGAUUGUUCAAAGUAUUGAUACAGAUGUGCUGUCACAGUUACUGGCUGCGGGAAAUGUCGACAUGGGUUAUCUUGGAAAUAUUCUAGAGUUCUCCCUUGGCAUUUUACUGAAACUCUCGGCUCCAGCUAACGAAGAGGAAAUCAGGAGUACGCACCAUAAAUUAAUGACAGAACUUGGAGAGAUAGUUCCAACUGAAGACCAGUCGAAUUCGUCCUAUGCAGUUUUAAUGGUCAAGGGACUACGCUUUGUUUUGCAGCAGAUCCAGAUUCUGAAGAAGGAAAUCAGCAAAUCUCGUUUGAAACUCUUGGAGCCACUUCUUAAGGGACCUGCUGGUCUGGAAUAUCUGAAGAAGGCAUUUUCUAGUCGGCAUGGUUCCCCAGACCGAGCUGCUUCCUCUCUGCCAUUGACAAAGCGUUGGCUUUUUAGUGUUCGUGGAGAGGCGGAGAAGGAGUGGGAUGAACAUAAAGAUGCCCUUUCUGCUGUCACAAAUAACAACCCUGGAUCAUCAGGCCUCCCUUCAACCACUAUGCGAACUGGGGGCAAUGCACCCUCUGUUUCAAAAGUCAAUCUCCCUUCGUCGGCAUUUCCAGGUAUUGAACUAUCAGAGUGCAAAGGAGAAACUGUGGAUCUUCUUGUUCGUCUUGGCCUCUUAAAAAUGGUGAGCGAAAUUGGUGGACUUACUUUAGAAACUAUCCCCGAAACAUUUCAACUCAACCUCACCAGGCUGAGAGCUAUUCAAUCCCAAAUCCAGAAAAUCAUUCUAGUCUCCAUCAGUGUGUUGAUCCUUCAGCAAACUCUUGCAAGCCCUAACUCAUCUGACGUGGAGACCAUUACAUGGACCUGUAUUAACCGACUCUACGAGAUGUUAGAUGCGAAACCUGAUGCUGGUCUUUCAGAAAUCAUGGAAACAUUCUCCGAGCUUCUUGAUUCUGACGAUACAGAGACAAAGAAACGGGUGAUUGCAAACAUGCUUGUGAAGAGCUUACAAGCAGGAGACCCAGUGUUCACACGUGUGUCACAGACCAUAUACCUAGCGACACGGGCUGCAGUCAUGGCGGGUAACAACACGAAGAAAAAGCAAUUGGUGGAAACAAUGCUACGAAGAAUCGGAACAGCUUCUCUCUCGGACAAGGUUAUAGAGGUUUCAGACAUUCUGGCUCUUGUGGCGAACGUUUCGCAUAGUGUUCAUGGAGUGUGGUACGAGGAAUUGCUGAAGAAACCGAAUUGAAAUCGAGAGAUUGUGAACCGGUUUGGUGUGUUUAUGGUUUGAUCCAUAUUUAAGUGUUUGUAGAUGAGAGUGAGAAUACUACGUUUGUAUUUAUUGAAUUCUAUUAACAUGUGGAACAUAAAUUAUAGCCUCUAUUUUUUUUUUUUGGGCAAAAUAGCCUCUAUAUUUUUAAAAUAACUAAGGUAGAUAGAUAUCU